Pungitius pungitius (ninespine stickleback) is the source of this 7917-nucleotide messenger RNA. It is a transcript of the gene zfhx2, whose product is annotated as zinc finger homeobox 2. Bases 512 to 5302 code for a protein of 1596 amino acids. Gene Ontology annotation, molecular function: RNA polymerase II cis-regulatory region sequence-specific DNA binding; DNA-binding transcription factor activity, RNA polymerase II-specific. Gene Ontology annotation, biological process: regulation of transcription by RNA polymerase II. NCBI's taxonomy places the organism in Eukaryota, Metazoa, Chordata, Actinopteri, Perciformes, Gasterosteidae. Gene Ontology annotation, cellular component: nucleus. The record is from RefSeq and is a predicted model, not a curated record. The transcript has 5 exons.
GAUUUAAGCGGCGGAGGGGGGCCUGCGACUGAUCGAGGGCUGAGCAAACGACGGAUUGUGCCCCAUACUAAUCCGAUCCCUUGUAGAAAUCCAACAUUAAAUCCAAACUUUUUUUCUGCCUCGUCUGUCUUUCGCCUGUUCUCCCUCCACACCACCCCCACCACGUCGAGGCGACCGCGGCGCACGUACUCCGCUUCAAGUAGCUUUUUUUUUUUCUUAAUUUAUUUUUUUGAACGUUGAAUCCUUUCGCCAAUUACGAGCCGAAGCUGUUAAAAAUGGUAGUUUAAAUGGCCAUGUGUUGCACCGCGAGUGUUUUACGGUACGGAUUCGAGCGCUAGGACGCGUCCAAAGGGGGGGGGUCUGCUGGGCGGCGAGGGAGGAGGAGGAGGGGGUGCGAGUGUUUUCAGACACAUCUGUAAACGGAGCCCACGUUCAUUAAUUAAAUGGCUUUGGUCCGGCUAGGCCUCAAUUUGCGCUGUUGAGCUGCGGGCGGCGGGCGGUGCGACGCUAGAUGCCCGACUGGCAGCCCACAAUCACACGGGAGGAGUCCGGAGAGACAGUGAGUUGUGAAAGCAAUGGAGUGGCAGAGUGGCUGUGCCCCCUGUGCCAAAAAAGGCAAUCUGACAGAUCCUCCCUGUCUCUACAUCUCGCCGAGCAACACAGCGUACUUCCAUCUUGUGUCGACAAACUGCUGGACAUUGCUGUUCUAAAACAGGGUGGCAGUGGAGCAGAGGACACAAGCACUCUAAAGUUUUCAAGUGCUGAAUCUUCACAACUGAAGCAGACCGACGACGUCUGUACAGAUCCCUGCCAAUCUAGUGCGAGUUCAGACGCCACCCAGACGCUGGGAGACAAAGAGAUGGAGGAAGAGAGAAUGGUAGAACGGGAGGGAGGUGAAGCUGGGCCAGAGCCAGAAGAGGAGGGAAAUCCAGUCACAGGAGCCAAACAUCAAAAUGCAACUGGAAACGCAGAAAUGCCAGACAGCAGUGAAAAGGCAGUUGGUAAAAAUGGCGCACCAGCUGAAAAUAACACCCAGUCAUUCAAAUGCAAUGCCUGCCUGGAAACAUUUUCUGGCAAAACAGCCUUGAAAGUUCAUUACAACUCUGCAUCGCACAUUCAGAGGAUGACAAAAGGCCCAGAAAAGCAAGGUGGGGACAUUGAUCCCCCGGCUCCCUCGGUUCCUGUCCUCCCUCGGCCAUACAAACCCUACCAGUGUGCUGUGUGUCGAGUCUCUUACAAUCAUGCCAUCACCCUCGAGAGCCAUAUGAAAUCUGUACUGCACCAGACCCGCAGCAGAAAUGCUGGAAUUGUCACACAAGCAGCAAACAGUGCAGCCGCCUCUUCUACCGCCACCAGUGCUCUCAACGCUGUAGUGACCACGUCCGGAAGUGGCGCCAGUCAGUUCGUUACCAGCACCACCUGUGCUGCUCCAGGGGCCGUGAUGGCGACUGCCACGAAAGACGAAGAGCAGAUUCCAACUUCCCAAGUGGCCGCCUCCCUCCUCACCUCCCCCGUGGCCUCGGCUCAAGCGGUCUCGGCCUUUCUCACCCUCCUCACGUCCAAUCCCAACACUCUCUCGCACUCCCUCCUCCCCUCCCUCUUCGCGGCUGGUGCUGCUCCCGGUGCCGCCGUGCCACAGCUCGUGCCUCAUUCUCAAAUGGUCAUGCCCUUGAUCUUGAAUGGACUCCAAACCCAGCAGCACAUAGAGAACCAGCAAGGCCAGCUCCUAACCCAGUGUCUGCCGUUCGUGGGUCUCAGCACAGCCCAGCAAGCCCUCUUAACCCAAAGACUUACCAGCUUACAGAACCAGUGGCCCUCUGCAGGGGUUCCAACAAACCUACAGCCCUGCCUAGAGCAGCAGACUGUAAAGUGUGAGAGAGAACAAGAGAGACAAGACCAUGACGAGACUCACAGCAAGGGUAGGAAUAACUGGACUACAGAGAACCUUAAAUCUGAGAAACGUAUCAAAGAGGACAGUAAAGAAACUGCACAGUGUCCUAAUAUUGAAGAUAAAGUCAGUGGUGAGAAUAGCGAAGACAAUGGGAAGGCGCGCAGAGAUAGCACAACAGAUGGAGACCACUCGACUGAUCAGUUGGACCUGGAAGGUGAUAAAGCAGCUAGCCUCAAUCUCUCCCCAGUGGGCACAGAAAGGAGCCUCCGCAAUAAAAAUCUCUCGCCUUCUGCAUCUGUGCCCAGCAACUCGAGCCUCAGUCCUUUGAAUUUAAAUCUUACACUGAGCCCCGAUUCUACUCCUCAAAAAUCCCACUCGGGCAGAAGCCCAUGCGGCUCUCUUGGCACCCCAAAAUCUAGCCCGAGCACACACGCCUUAACUAAGAACCAAACUCGACCUCGUUGCAAUGCAAUGGGAUCCAUUAAUCCAGACCUUCCAGUGCUGUCAGAGUUCCAGUCGGAGGUUCUCUGGGCAUUCUUCGAGUCCCGAAGUGAGGCUGACGCCGCUAGCCCCCCCCGCGAGGACUGUGAGGCGCUGGGCAGAGAGGUGGGACUCUCUGAGGAGGAGGUACGCAAGUGGCUGGGCCAGGCCCGACAUGCAAAACGCAGGCAGAGGGCGACCCAGUUGGAACACCUGCAACGCCUGGCCGGACUCACAAGGCACGAGGCCGAAAGUUCUGACUGUGACGACGAGGAAAACUCGCUGGUCAUAGCGGAAGGGGAGGACGACGUCGAAGCGUCGGGUAGCCAGGCGAUGGAUUUGUCGAGUACCAGCAGGAAACGCAAAAAGAGAGAUUCGGGGAGGGAUGUUCCGGGUGAGACCUGUCUCACCUCCGACUCUGAAAAUGAGGUCUACACUUCUGUCAUUGUGUCUGAUGAGGAAAGUCAGAAUGGGUCUUUGAGGGGGGGUCCUGAGAGCCCUGCUAAAGAUGAAGCACAUUGGGAAGUCUCUGGUGACAAGGGGCCGGUUGGGGGAAAGGUCCUGCGCUCCACAACGGUGUUUCUCUCCGAUGCAGAGGAUGAGUACGAGGUUGAGGAGUGCGGAGGGGGUCAGAGAGCAAUCCGGAAGAAACGAAAGGCGGAUUUUGAACGCGACGAGGUGGAGGUGAAGAAGGAGAGACAGGACCCCGAUGUGGAUCUGGAGUUGGAGGCCCAAGGGGAUCCUCCAAGUUCACAGUGUCAUUCUGAUAUUCCGAUCCGUGCGCUCCACUCACUUCCCAUGUCCAUUACUCCUUUUUCUACUCAGUUCCUGAGCCCUUAUGUCCUCUCGCUCAAUCCUUCCGUGGUCGACGGGAGCAAAGCGCCCGUUUUUCCAAACCCGCCCACUAUCACACGCUUCUCCAGCUCUCUACUCUCGCACUCUCUCUCCUCCCACAGCCAAGCUUCCCACUACCUGUCCAAUGGCGGCGACUGUGAGUCCGCUCUGGAUCUCAGCAUGGGGAGAAACAAGAAGUGUGCCUCUUCCUCAUCCUCUCUGGCUGAUAAAAUUGCAGCACAGAAGGGACAGUUGCUGGAUGGGCUCGGUUUGAGGCCCACCUCCAAAGGUCUGGUUGUCGUCCAGGUGAAGCCGGAACCCGUUACUUCCAUGAUCUCUUCCAACAGCAGUUUGAGUCUGUUGAACUGCAACAACAUGACAAAGUCCAGUAUUUACAUGAGGGCAGCAGAGAAAAUGAAUGCCACGCUACUGGACAGGGAGCGAGAGAAGGAGAAGGAGGGGGAGCAGGAUCCGCAGCAGCAGAGGAAGUCCAAAGGAAAACGGUACCGGGAUAUGAGACGUUCAAGGACCAUCAUUCAAGCGGAGCAACUUGACAUUCUGUAUGGCUGCUAUUUCAAAGACCCAAAUCCUGGGAAACACGAGUUUGAACAGAUUUCAGAGUGGGUCCACCUCCCAAAGAAGGUUGUCCAGAUUUGGUUCCAGAACAUGAGGGCGAGGGAACGGAAGGGCGAGGUCAGAUUCAUCAGCGACGGCACCCUGGCAGCGGUUGGUAAACCUCUCAUCAAAUUUACCUGGCCUCUUUCCAAGCCCAUUUUCUCCAACAAGCCCGCUCCAAAUAAUACCGGGUGCAUCACAACUGCUCCGAUUGUGCGCACCCUCAUUAAGACGGAGAGGGAGCCUGUAAAGGAGCUUGGCAAACCUCCCACGGUGAAGAAAAUGGCCCCGGUUCCUAUCAAGCCCAAAGAGGUUGUCUCCUCCACUACAGUGUCUCCCGUGAGCAGCAGCAGUGCUUCUGCAGCACCAAAGACCAAGCUCGAAACCACCAGCAAUGUCACUACGGUCAAAGUGGCACCAAAAGUCCUCCCCCCUGCUCUGGUACCGCCACCCAAGGACCUGAUCCCCAUUGCCCCGCGGCCGACACAGAAAAGAAAGCUAGAAGAGGAAAGCGAGGAGGAGAAGACUGAUGAGGAGAGAGACGAUGAAUGUGAGGUGGCCUCUGGACCAGGAAGCACUAACCGCAUGGUGCCCAAGCUGCCCACAACUCCCAUCAACAACAGGCCUCACGCCACAAUAGUGGUGCCACAGAAACCAAACGGGCUCAACUACUGGACCCCCAAGGUCCCGAUUAAGAUCAACACCCUGUCUAGAGAGCAGCUGGCUCUCCCGGUAUACGGGUCCCCACGCACCACCCCCACUCCUCCGACCUCCAGCACUGCGCCAGUUAGCCCGAGUAACCCAGGUUCUGCCAAAAUGGCCAUCCCCGCCCUCCCGGUUCGAGCCAAAUCCAGCCCGACGGAAAGCUGUAUUCUGCCCCACUCCUCCAACCGCAGGCCACGCACGCACCUGUCCUGCCUACAGCUGUCCAUUCUGCAGUCCUGUUACGAGACCUGCGCCCACCCCAACGCAAUGGAGUGUGAGGCCAUUGGCACCGAGCUCAACCUGCUGCUGAAGGUGGUGCAGAUUUGGUUCCAGAACACCAGAGCCAAGGAGAAGCGCUGGAGGCUGCAACAAGAGAAACUGUCUCCGCUGUCAGGUGGAAAAUUGGACAUGAGCUCUGGGAGCUACCUGCAGUACAACGCCCUCAAAGCCAAUCGUCCCAUUCUGCCCAAACCCGUUCAGCUGACCGUGACGGAACCUCCAGCUUCCCCGAUCGCGGGCCAGCCGGCGCCGAAGGAGACCCUGACGGGCCGCUGCGACGCCUGCAGCUUCUCCUUUGAGUCCCGCGCUGCGGCGAGGGCCCACGUCUUCUCCCCGCUCCACCUGGCGACCCUGAGAACCACUAACUUUGGCCAGCCGACGACGCUCGUCAGCAAGAACGGAACCGGUAACGGAGGCGCUCACUCCGCCGCGCUGACCGGCGCCGGGGGGGAGGGGGUCGUGGAGCUGCCUCCGACUACAGCCACCAGCAGCAGUUAAAGACUCGGAUCACGAUUGGUCUGCACACUGACUCUUCUUGGACCCAUUUGGGCUCCUCAGAUUUCUAUAAACAAAUUUGAGCACUAAACCUCGGAAGCUAAUAUUCUUUAGUUUUUGAAGGUGGCUCCCCCUGCACCCGCUAUCACUCGCUCAUCUUCACUGACCCUAAACUCGUCGAUCGAUUGAUGGAGCUCACCUGAAACCCAAUCCAACAGCAGACUAUUUCCACGCUGCUUCACACUAACUCAGUUGCUGGCUGAUAAGCGAUGGCCGCUUCUCGAGUCUCCUUCAAUCCUUUUAUCCAAACAUUUCCUAUCAUUUCUAAAGGCACCCAACUCGCCCUGCUUGAACUGUCCUACCCUAAAGACUAAUGAAAAUGUGUUUCCUCUUUGGAAAUGGCCAUUUGACCCAAGGCCUGGAAUGUUUUCUGGUAUAAUAACAUGAAAUAACUCAGAAAAUGUAUUUCUCAUGCCUACUUUCACUUCUAGGGCAAAGGUUGCUUGGAUAUAAUAUAACUGGACUGAACCAUCGGGAGAGGAGGAACUGGUUUUAACUGUCACCUUUUUUUAUUUUCUACAGGAGUGAUCUGAAGAGUGUUGUGUCCACUCAUUUGGGAUUAAAAAAAAUCGAGGUACUUUAGAGAGAAUAGAGCUGUUGAAUUGUCCCCAUUUACAUGUUCAUAAUUUUCACGACAAUCCUAAUAGACAGGGCAAAAAGAGGCUGAGGAGCGUAGACACUUGGCACUUUGACACAUUUUACAUUGUUUGAAAUGUUUUUAAGCAUUCAAAUGCAAGUGUCUUUUUAUGGAAAGAUACAUUAAUGCAUGGUGGAUGCCUUAUAAUGAAUCACGUGAAAUAAACUGAUUUUUGCUAGUUAAUAAAACAUGCUUUAGGUGUAAGCAUACUUGUGCAUAAGCAGACCUGGGUAUGUAAAUGAAGACGAGUUUUGUUGCAAAAUGCUUUUAUAUAGUUUUUUUGGGGGGGAGAAAUAUGACAUGUCAUAUUCUGUACCUAGAUCAUAGCAAAUCCUGCCUGUAAAGUUGCCAGCAUCCUCUUGGCCAAGGACUAUAAUAACAUGAAUACCAACAAUCUUGUUUUUAUUACUAAUUACUUUGAUCCUGUGGAUUUCGCCUUCCCUCCAAAUGGUGUACAUCUCAUUUUGAAAUGCAGCUCUUCGAACCUUGAGGGGGGAAAAUAAAUGUAUUUACAUACUGUGGGUGUGUUACGCAUAUGGCCGUCUUGAGAAGAUACGCCACCAGAUAUACAAAAUCCAGCCUGUGUGAUUGUUGUAUAAUGUAAUUAAUUUCAUCCUCACCUGGCCCGGGGAGUCGAACCAAAUUGUUUAAUCUGUUUUCUUUGCCAUGCAUACUGUGCAUAAGACAGGAAAGCUAAGUACUCCACUUUAUUUGCUUCAAUAUUUAUAUAAAUGCCAAUUAUAAGCAAUUAAAAACUGUUAUAACAGACUUUUUUUUUAAAAUUUAGGUCAAAAGUCAAGUCCCUAGAAAUGUUCAAUGCAGGGCUUGAAAUGGGCAAUCCCCCCCCCCCCCCCCUGUUUUGAAACAGAGUUACUACUUCUGGAAAUGUACGUGCUGUGAAAUGAGAUCUCAUAUCUGGAAUCCACAACAAGGGAGAUAGUUUGGUAUUACUAGUAUCCUCAAGGGACUAAUGAAUACUGAAAUCUUGAAAGCAAAUUAGAAAACAUAUUAAACAUGUUGACUGAGAGCUAAUAAGAUGGUGCUGUGUUGAAGGACACCUAACAUACUAAAGAUGUUUUCCUUCAAAUUAAGUUGUAUAUUAAUGUUACUAUUGAUAGUUUUAACAAACAUGCAAAACUAAAAACCUGAAUUUUUGUAAAGAAAUAUAUUAAAAAAAAUAACUGAUAUUCCAAAGUAAUCCUCCCUUUGCUUUCUGUCAUUCAAAAACCAAAAAGCAAACCCUGAGGUCGACAGAGAGCAGGAGAGGUGUUCGUAAAUGCAAACUGUAAAGAACAUCCCACGGCUUGACACUUGCACUAGUCCACAAUUUUUGCACAAGCUACAGGCAUUUCAAAUGAACACAGCCAUUAACAUGGCAUUAAGAGUCACUUGGUGUGUUUUUUGAAACGUGGAGGGGAACAUUUACCUUUCAUGAGUAAUAAUUUGUACUCCGUUGGAAACUGUAUCUUGUGUGUAAAGCAAGGACUGGAGUGCUUUAACUUUCAAGACUGGGAUUACACACACACACACGCGCGCGCACACACACAGACACGGUGUUGCACUGUCCAAACUAGAUAGGUUUUUAUGGAGAUCUGCUUUCUAUUCUCUUAUGUUUCAUUGUCACUUUGAUUAUCACUAUUGUUAUAUCUGUACUACUACUUAUACGAUUUAUCAUUACUACCCAUCACUGUUUUUGAUUAUUAUUGAUUCAUACUGGUUUUAAAUGCCACGUCUCUGCUCAUAUACAAUAUGGUAUUCCUAUGAAUAUUGAACAAUAAUAGUGGCAGUGUUGUUAUGAAUUGUUAGAUUUUUGAUUAAGCUUAUUUCUUUCCUCCUCACUUGUACCUGCCUUUUUGUGUUUGGUCUCCAUUAUGCUUUCUUUGAUAUACAGAAAAACAAAUAAAAUCAGUUGAACAACAAA